UUUAGUUGAUUUUAGCAGCACAACCCCGUCGCCAGCAGCAGAAGCAGCAAAUAAAUGCUUACCGUCGCGACAAAAAAGUACGCAUAUAUUUUGCCCAAGUGUUAUUUAGAUAAACUACACAGCGCAGUGCAAAAGAAAAAAAAUCACAGAAUUCUACGUGUAAUAACAAACAAAAACAAACAAACAAAUCAAAAUGUGCCGUGCAAUAUAAUAGUGUAUUUAAUCGCGUAGCAGCAGGAGCAGCAACAACAACAAAACGGACGUUGGGUGGUGCACAGUGGUAACGCGAAAACACCACAAAAAGCUGAAUAAAAAAAAAAGAAAAGCUAAACGAGCAGCAAUAUAUAAUUAAGCAAGUGUAGGCAAAAUGUCGACAAUUGUGGAACAGACGACCACCGAUGCGCUCACAGCGGGUGCUCCGACAACACCAGACACAUCAGCAACAGUUGCAGCAGCAGCGGCAGCAGAAGCAGCGACAGCGACAGCAGUUGUAACAGCCACGCCCACCUCCAGCACGUCCAGCACAGAAAUUGAGCAACUGCAACAGGCGCUGCUCGAGAAGCAAACUCAAUUGUACGCAUUGGAAACAGCUUGCUUACGUGAAACGGAACGUCAAGUGGAGCUCGAGGAUAGUGUGAUUGCGUGGCAGGAUAAAUACGAUCGAUUGUACGAAUCGCAUAAACGUGUCCAGAAAGUGAAUCAAAGUCUCGAGGAUAAAAUGCUCAAGCUCGUCGAUCGCAAUACAAACGAACGGGCGCAGCUCACAAGCGAUGUGGCAACGCUUAGCGUUCGCUUGGCUCAGGCAAAUUUCAACAUUGCCAAGCUGCAGCGGGAAAUUGAACGCUACAAGGCCGACAUUAGUCUUGCCAUACAAUUGCUGCAGUGCAAACCGGACAGUUUUGUGCCACAGAAAGUGUCCUCGCUGCCAAUUGAGAUACAAUCGAAGGUGUCGGCCUAUAUGCGAUUGGAGACGAACUCGCAUUCGGAUUCAGAGUGCAGCAAUAGUGGUGUGGGCGUGGCAACCACCGCUUCCUAUAAAGUGCUUCCGGUCUCGGAUUCGCCGCCGCCAGCGCCAUGCCCCUUUCCGCCCACCGCGAUGGUGUAUUCAAUGCGGGGCCUCGGUAAGUAUGCUGCCAAUGGCAAUGCGCCACAAGCCACAGCAACAGCAACCAGCAACAACAACAACAACAACAGCACCGCAAAAGACACCGCCAACAACAAUAACAACAACAACAGCCUUACAAAUGGCAAACACAACAACAGCAGCAGCAAAUUUAGCUCAACUCAAACACUAAAUGGUCAACCAAAGAACAGCAGUAACAACAACAACAACAACUCCGAUCCGGAGAUGAUUUCACCCACAGUGAUGGCCAAGUUUCUGGAGGAGGAGCUGAAAGCGAACGAUGUCAAGCACUGCGAUACAUGUCAGUGCAGCAAACAGGAUCUCACAGUGCUGGCGGAUGUCUCACGUUCCUACACGGUGGCCACCCAAACACCUCACAGUCUGGCGACUGUGAAUGAGCCGCUGACUCAGCUGUGUUUGCGGUGUCACAGCAAUCUGAAUUCACCGUCGCGCACCAACAGUCCGUACUUGAUGAAACUGGUCAAGUCAAGUGAUUCGGUCAUCUCGGAGACGAAAAGUUCUGUCUCGGAUCUGAAUGAUAUGGACAAACUGUUUACACCGCCCAAGAAGGAUGAUUUAAUGGUGAAUCCCAUACUGGGUCAUCACAGACUCUGCGAACGCACCGCGGGUCAGGAUUAUGCGGCCAGCAAGCUCACCGCCUCGACCAUGAUGUAUCCCACCACACAUCUGGGAGCGUAUGCGGCCGAAAAGUAUCUGCUCGAGACAAGUAAUUUGGGCCAACUGCGCUCCGGCUAUCAGCGACGUUUUCUCGAUGGCGGCGGCACAGCGUUGCAACUGCUCAACAAGUACGAGGCAACAACGGCAACAGCUGCCACGAAUGCUCAGGAACUGGAGAUGGAGGAUGAGGUUAGUAAGCCGCUGCUGGCGGGAAUCUCGCAACCGAAUCUGCUCGAGACAGAGCAAAUAGCGGCGCAGCCUCCGCCACCUUCCGCUCAGCCCACGAAGCCGGAGGAUGUGUGCGAACCGCAGCCAGCGAAGCCGAUGCCAACGCCAACUCAAGUGGCCAGUGGGUCGCAGCUGAAAUCGAACACCUCGGGCAGCGUUCAGAGUCUGUGGAGCAACAAGACGAGCAGCUGCGAGGGCGCCAAAAUGUUUGAGACAUUCAACAGGAAUCUCAUCAAGACCAUUAAGGCGGAGAAUCCGAAGUACCGUGGUCCACGUCUCUGUGCCAUGCGCAUCCAGCAGAAUGGCCAGAGCAACAUAUUGCUGGACAAUCUGGAGUCCAUUGAGACGCAUCUGCCGGUGAUCUACAAGCGACGCGAGCGAUUGCUCGAUGAGGAGCUCAACGAUGGCAAGGACAUCAUCACGUCGAAGGAGAGCAAUGCGGCAGCCGCAGUCGAUGCGUGGCAAGCAUCUGUUGCGCCGCAUGAGACUGUGGCGCUGCAGCCAGUGCUGGAGCCACAGGUGGAGCAAAAAGAGACUGAGAAGUUGGCCCAGCAACAAGUGGAAGUAGUUGCCACAGCAACAAAUGCCACUGGCGCUGCCGUGGAAGCAACAACAGCCGCAGUUGUGGCAGCAGCAGCAGCUGCCUCACCCAAGCACUCGGCACACUCGAGUUCGCUAAGCGAUGCCAUCGACUAUCAGGAGAGUGUGUUGCUGCGACGCCAGCAGCUGAAUCGGGUGGCCGAAUGGGUUCAGCACAACACACAGCAACUGGAGCAGCGAGCACUGCAACAGCCAGCACUGCCAAGUGAUUCCAAUUCCGGGACAGAGCGUCAAUCGUCGUACUCCACACUCGACCACAUGGAUGCCAUAUCCAUCGAGAAGCUGAGCAUGGAUUCGGGCUACAAGACAACGCCCCAACAGCUGACCAAUGGCUAUGCGGAUGCGGGCAAAUCCACCGAGGAUUCGCUGUCACCCAAAACAGACAUCACCAGCAAUUCGCUGCCCGAGCCGUGUCCCGGAGCAGUGUCAUCCACAGUGCAACUGACAACCAAGAAAGCUGAGCUUUGCACCACCUACUACAGACGCACCACACGCUCGGGGCUGCCCGUGGCUUAUACGACAACCACGCUGCCAGCAGCAACAACAACAACAACAGGAAAUGUUGCUGCCACGGGUGACUCUUCAUCGGGUAGUUCCCCCGCGUUGCAAUGUCCCGAACAGCCGACGUGUGAUAUCCUCAACUACAAAUACUAUCCGAAUGAUACGGACAAGACGCGUUCGGUGCAAGCGGAGCUGCAUACGACCACACAGCAUGUGGACAUUGCCCAGAUGGAGUACAAUGUGAAACAGUUUCUGCUCAAGCAGAACGAAUGGUCGAUGCGGGGCGAGACAACGUCUGGACAAACUGCUGGCAAUGGAAGUGGAAAUGUCAGUGGAUCAGCUGCUGCUCCACGCCUAAUGCGACACACACGAUUGCUGGGACCGGGGUUGGGGGAGCGUGUGAGAAUGGCCACGCCUGGGGGCGCUGUGGCAGCCACGCCCAGUGCUUUGGCGCCGCACAGAACUGAAACGAAUUUAUAAGCAGCGACGCAAGAGGGCCAGAAAAAGAAUCAAGAUUCAUCAAUGAAGAAACCAAAUUGUAUUCUAGUUUAGUUUGGCAGACAAAAUUGCGAUCAAGUGGCGCAGAGCAUACUUAACUAUAUAUACUAGUAAAUGUACGAUAUAUAUAUACAUAAAACUAAAUGUAAUACUUUAAACAAUGUCUAGGCUAGCAAAGAAGCUUCAGCAUUGCAGCUACCAAAGGGGGCAAGUUGAGGGCGUUGUUAGUGUCUGCAAUACAAACAAUGUUUUAGUUCAACUUUAACUAAAUGUUGAUUUGAUUCUAUAUACUAUACAUUUCUUAGGUCUUCCUGCUGCUGUAAAAAAACUGUAUAAACUGUAGUGUAACUCAUAGAGAUCGCUGAACAACACGCUGAACGAUUUCUUUGGCUGCGCAAGUCUUCCUCGAGUCGAGUCUACCAUCGUUUCUUCUUAUAAAUAAACUUGCUGAGGAGUUGAUAUACAUGUAUUUGUUUAAGAAUUUUUAACAUAGUAAAAAAUUAAACCGAAAACUUUUUUACAAUUGUCUGUCUGAAAAAAAACAUUCUAUUCAAAUUUUAAAAAUUUGUAGGGGGAAAUUCCUUUGAAUCUGUAAAUUUACUAACAAAGAAAUGUAAGUUUAUUUGGAUCUGUAAGUUGUUUAACAGUUUCUUAUUUAUGAUACCAAUCGGUUCAGAGCAAUAUAUUUUAUAGUUGCUUUCCAUUUAAUACAUACAUGUAUGAUCAUCAUUUAUAUUGCUUAAGAAAUUUUCAUGUAACUCAGAAAAUAUCAAUUUUAUAUUUCUUUUGAUACAUUCACUAAAGAUCAAAUAUCAAAUUAUUUUUAAAAAUAUUAAAGAAAUUGAUAUGAUAUUUUACUUUAUACUUUGAUCAAAGCGUAUUAAUCAAAGUUGUAUUCAGAUGAUCACUGUAAUAUGAAAAAUAUUAAAGAAAAGAAACCAGAUUUCAAAUAUAUCCGUUACAUAUUUUUAAAAUAUAUGAAACUUCUAUGGAACCAAUGAAUCCAAAAUUUUCAAUAUUUCUGGAAAGUUUUCAAUCACAAAUUUCUUCAAUUUCAAGCUUAGAUGUUAUUAGAUUAUAUCUCCAACUUCUCCUCAAGAUUAUUCCAUAUUCGGCCAGCCGAAGCGAGCUUUUCUUAGCCAGUUCUUGAUCACUCCUCGAUUACAUUGCAACGCCUCGCUUGCCUCAGCAUAUUUAAAGCAUAUGAUUAUUCCAUAUGAUAUUCAAAUUUUGCAUUACCUUUUUGGUGUCUGCAUGUUAAUCGCCCUCAUUUAAUAAUACUUACUUAUAUCUGCCUAGGCUCUAACGAUAACUUAAAUAUAUAUAUAUAAAAUAUGCUAUAUAAAAUGAUAUGUGUAAACAACAACAAUCGAUUGAUAAUGUAUUUGAUAAGCGCAUUAUAUUUUCUAGAUUCCAAUUGUGCAAUAUUUGUUAUUAGCGUGAAACAAAAACCAAGCGUAAAGAAAAAAGAUCAAAAAAAUGAAAACAAAAAACGAAUUUUUAUUUUUAUAAAAUGCGACCAAAAAAAAAAAUGAUGAAGAAAUGAGAAAAUUAAUGCAUGAGAUGAUCCUUUCGAGAGUUCUACAUUAAGUUAAAGUACUAUAUACAUUUCCGCAAAUGCACGGCUAAAACUCAUUAUUAAAAAAGCAUAAAAAAAAAUGACGAAAAGAUUAAAAAAUACCGCCAAGAACCUGCCUAAUGUUAGCUUCUAUGAUAUAGCAGCCGCUCUAUAACUAACCUAUAUACAAGUGUAACUGUACCUUCUUAGUAAAAAUUUGCAGCAACUGUACUCAUUCCUGCCCAUUAGAUGACCUUCAUACAAACAAACUAAACCAGCCUACAUAAGUACUACAUACAUACUCUCUCCUUCACUAUAUAUCCUUUACUCGUUCGUACAUACAAACAAAAAGAAACAAACAUGUAUAUGAUAUUUAUGUGUACUCCGAAAAAAUUGAAAUUGCUUAAGAAAAUUAAAUGCAGAUUUUCUUCUGUUUGAGAACCAUACAAAAUAUGUAUCUUUGGCGAAGCCAAAGUUGAAAUACUCUUGCAGAAUUGUUGCUUUGGGAGUUCUAUUCACUAAACUGACUCACUCAAAUGAAAGCCCCAAUUUAUUAUACUUCAGAAUGAAAUUAUAUUUUAACAAU
This is a messenger RNA of Drosophila nasuta, 5772 nucleotides long. RefSeq lists its product as uncharacterized. NCBI's taxonomy places the organism in Eukaryota, Metazoa, Arthropoda, Insecta, Diptera, Drosophilidae. Bases 368 to 3610 code for a protein of 1080 amino acids. The transcript has 6 exons. The record is from RefSeq and is a predicted model, not a curated record.